Molecule: messenger RNA, 7445 nt
Organism: Hipposideros armiger (great roundleaf bat)
Lineage: Eukaryota; Metazoa; Chordata; Mammalia; Chiroptera; Hipposideridae
Gene: ATF7IP
Product: activating transcription factor 7 interacting protein
Exons: 15
Coding region: 161-4027 (1288 amino acids)
Biological process (GO): regulation of DNA-templated transcription
Cellular component (GO): transcription regulator complex; nucleus
Molecular function (GO): transcription coregulator activity; protein binding
Source: RefSeq, a predicted model, not a curated record
AGUUCUUGAGUGCACAUUGCAGCCAUCUUAAUUACACUUUAGUGCAACUGAGACAGUGCAGCUGUCUCAAAAUGGCUGCUAACCUAGUCUUUGUAGCUGCUUAGGCAGCAAGUAUGCCAGUGUGGAGACUUGUCACAUACAUCAAGACCAGAGAUUCAAAAUGGAUAGUGUAGAAGAACCUCAGAAAAAAGUCUUUAAGGCUCGAAAAACAAUGAGAGUGAGUGAUCGGCAACAGCUUGAAGCAGUAUACAAGGUCAAAGAAGAACUGUUGAAAACUGAUGUCAAGCUGUUAAAUGGCAACCAUGAAAAUGGAGACUUGGACCCAACCUCCCCUUUGGAAAAUACGGAUUAUGUUAAUGACAAGGACGAAGUGAAUGGCAUUGAAGAACUUUGCUUUGACCCUCAAAAAAGUAAAUCAGAAUGGAAAGAAACACCUUGUACCUUAAAUGUUAAUGUAAAAAACAAGCCAGAUGAUGAUUUAAAGUGUGAACCUUUGUCUCCUAAUAAUAUAAUUCCUGAACUACCCUCUAAACUGACUGCUGAACACGCUUCUGGUGAUCCAGCCUCUGGUGACCUGGCUACUGCAGACCUGGCCUCUGGAGAUUUGGCCUCUGGAGAUGUGGCCUCUGCAGUAUUAACCUCUCGUGAUUCCACCUCUGGUGAUUCCACUUCUGAUGAACCUGCCUCUGGUAAUCCCUCCUCUAAUGAUCCCCCCUCUGGUGAGCCGGUUUCUGGUGAGCUGGUCUCUGGUGAGCUGGUCUCUAGUGAGCCAGUGUCUGGUGAGCCAGUGUCUGGUGAGCCAGUCUCUGGUGAAACAAUGUCCAGUGAACCAGUGUCUGAUGAACUGGUCUCCAGUAAACCAGUCGAUGGUGAACCAGUCUCCGGUGAACCGAUCUCCAGCAAUCAGGUCUCUAAUGAUUCAGCAUGUGAUGGUCUGGCCUCUGGAACACUGGCCUCUGAUGAUGUUCCCGCGUCUGGUGAUUUGCCCUCUGGUGAUCUGGCCUCUGGUGAUUCAGUCUCUGAUGGAACAAUUUCUGAUAAACCAACUUCUGAAUCAGCCUUUGAUCCCACCUUUGAACCAAGUUCUGUACCAGUUUGUGAACCAGUUCCUGAAACUGACAAUACAGAGCCUACUAGCAAUAAAGGUGAUGAUUUUCUUGAAAAAAAUAGGGAUGAUGAAAAGUUAGACAAUGACACCACCGUUUUCUCAUCUGAUGAGAAAAAUAAAGCUGAUAAUAAUAUUGAUGCUAAUGAAGAAAUUCUAGAAACAGAUGAUACAAUUAUUUCUUCAGAUCUACCUCCUGAAAAUGAAAAGAAGGUAGAGGAAGAUGCUAUCACAGAACCUGCUCUUGGAGAGGAGGCUAUAUCUAGCAGUAUGGAAAUUGACCAAAAUGAAAAGAAUGAAGAUGAAAAUCCUAAAGUCCUUACAGAAGCCAGUAGUGAAAAUGUUAUAAAAGAUGACAAAAAUGAGAAUAUCAUAGAAAAUACAGAUUCUAUGGAGACAGAUGAAAUUAUUCCUAUUUUGGAAAAGCUUGCACCUGCUGAAGAUGAACUCACUUGCUUCUCGAAAACUUGUCUCCUUCCAAUUGAUGAGACAAAUCCGGAUUUGGAAGAGAAGAUUGAAGGUUCUUUUGGUUCACCGUCUAAACAAGAAAGCAGUGAGAGUUUGCCAAAAGAAGCCUUUUUGGUCCUCUCUGAUGAAGAGGAUAUUUCAGGUGAAAAAGAUGAGCCUGAAGUUAUAUCACAAAAUGAGACACCCUCUCCAGAAGUAGAAAGUAAUGAAAAGGACAGCAAACCUGAGGAAGAAGAGCAAGCAAUACACGAAGACGAAAGACCUCCUGAGAAAAUUGAAUUUUCCAGAAGAAAACGUUCUAAAUCAGAGGACAUGGACAAUGUACAGUCCAAACGCCGUCGAUAUAUGGAAGAAGAAUAUGAGGCAGAAUUUCAAGUAAAGAUUACAGCCAAAGGAGAUAUUAACCAGAAGCUACAAAAGGUUGUACAGUGGUUGCUGGAAGAAAAAUUGUGUGCGCUGCAGUGUGCUGUAUUUGAUAAAACUUUGGCAGAAUUGAAAACACGAGUGGAAAAGAUUGAAUGUAACAAGAGGCAUAAAACAGUUCUUACUGAACUACAGGCCAAGAUAGCCAGGUUAACCAAACGCUUUGGAGCAGCCAAAGAAGAUCUUAAGAAAAGACAAGAAAAUCCACCAAACCCACCUGUAUCUGUAACACCGGGAAAGUCUGGAGGUGAUGUCAACAGCAAUAACAAUGUGUCCUACAGAAAUGCAGGCACAGUGAGACAGUUACUGGAGUCCAAAAGAAAUGUAAGCGAGAGUACAACGCCGUCCUUUCAAACCCCUGUAAACACAGUAUCUUCAGCCAAUCUUGUCACUCCUCCAACAGUUGUCAGUAGUCAACCCAAAUUGCAGACUCCAGUGACUUCGGGUUCUCUGACAGCAACGUCAAUUCUUCCUGCACCCAACACAGCUACAGUAGUUGCUACUACUCAGGUGCCUAGUGGAAAUCCCCAACCUACAAUCUCUUUACAACCUUUACCGGUGAUUUUGCAUGUACCUGUUGCGGUAUCCUCCCAGCCUCAGCUCCUGCAGAGCCAUCCAGGGACUAUAGUGACCAAUCAACCAUCUGGCAACGUUGAAUUCAUUUCUGUCCAAAGCCCGCCUGCAGUGAGUGGUCUCACCAAAAACCCAGUAUCCUUGCCAUCCUUGCCAAACCCCACUAAACCCAACAACGUCCCUUCUGUGCCCAGCUCUAGUAUUCAAAGGAACUCUCCUGCCAGUGCUGCACCCUUAGGAACAACACUUGCUGUGCAGGCCGUUCCAACAGCACACUCUAUUGUACAAGCCACAAGGACUUCUUUACCCACGGUGGGCCCAUCAGGACUCUAUAGUCCAUCAAAUAACCGAGGUCCUAUACAGAUGAAGAUUCCAAUUUCUGCUUUCAGUACUUCAUCACCUGCAGAACAGAACAGCACUUCUACCCCAAGAAUUGAAAACCAGGCAAACAAAACAAUAGAUGCUUCUUCUGUUAAUAAGAAAGCAGCUGAUAGUACAUCGCAGAGUGGAAAAGCCACAGGCAGUGAUUCUGGUGGUGUCAUUGAUCUCACAAUGGAUGAUGAAGAGAGUGGAGCUUCUUCACAAGAACCUAAAAAGGUAAAUCACACUCCUGUGUCAACCAUGGGUUCUUCUCAGCCCGCGUCUCGACCAUUGCAGCCCAUCCAGCCAGCACCACCUCUUCAGCCAUCUGGGGUGCCAACAAGUGGACCAUCUCAGACAACGAUACACUUACUACCUACAGCUCCAACCACCGUGAAUGUAACACAGCGUCCAGUAACUCAGGGGACCACGAGACUUCCUGUACCAAGAGCUCCUGCGAACCACCAAGUGGUUUAUACAACUCUCCCAGCACCACCAGCUCAGGCUCCCCUGCGAGGAACUGUUAUGCAGGCUCCUGCUGUACGGCAGGUCAAUCCCCAAAACAGUGUCACAGUUCGAGUGCCUCAAGCAACUACAUAUGUUGUAAACAAUGGACUGACCCUGGGAUCAACAGGACCUCAGCUCACAGUGCAUCACCGACCACCACAAGUGCAUACUGAGCCCCCACGCCCUGUGCACCCAGCACCCUUGCCAGAAGCCCCACAACCACCGCGUCUGCCCCCAGAAGCUGCCAGCACAUCUCUGCCUCAGAAGCCACACUUGAAGUUAGCACGAGUUCAGAGUCAAAAUGGCAUUGUACUGUCAUGGAGUGUCCUGGAAGUGGAUCGAAGCUGUGCCACAGUUGACAGCUACCAUCUCUAUGCUUACCACGAGGAACCCAGUGCCACUGUGCCCUCACAAUGGAAAAAGAUUGGAGAGGUAAAGGCACUUCCUUUGCCCAUGGCAUGCACUCUCACCCAGUUUGUAUCUGGCAGCAAAUACUACUUUGCAGUCCGAGCCAAGGAUAUUUAUGGACGUUUUGGACCUUUCUGUGAUCCUCAGUCAACAGAUGUGAUCUCUUCUUCCCAGAGCAGUUAAACCUUGGAGCCUUUUUCUCUUCCCCUUUGAAAAGUUCCACUUUUUGGUCAUGUUUUGAUCUUGUGCAUGAUUCUCAUUGUCAAAUCCACAUUGUGCAAGAUUUCUUGGACAGGUGUGUAUAUACACUACAUUUGUUUAUAAUCAGAGUAAAAUAAAUUUAGCCGAUAAAGCAAGUCUCUUUCCCUGGACAAUUCAAGCUUCAAGGUUUUGAAAUGUAAAUGUGCACCUUUCUUUAGUUUUGAGGCUGGGGAAUAUGUGUGGGUGUUUGUGCGUGUGGUUUUUCCUCCCCUAUUUAUAUGUUUAUUGCAGUGGAAUCUCCAUUUUCAUUCUCAGCUUUACCUCUCUUCCAAUAUAAAGUAGUUAGAUCAAAGGAUCUGAGGUCUGUAUCCUGUGUGAUUCUGCUUCUAAGGGAUCUGUAGGUACAUAGUUAAAUGAUUUAACCAGAAUCUAAACAAAACCCAAAGAAAGAAAUAAAAGUCAAAAUGGUUAAAUAGUUUAAAAUAGGUUAAUGUGAACACAGGAAAGCAUCUGUUCAUCUUUUCUUUGGUCUCUUCUGGGUUGUUCAUUAGGUGGAAAAAAAUCUGCAACGGCCCUUCCCUUUCCUAAUCUGACUUUACGUUUAUUUUGUGCCUUAAAGAUUAACUACAAAAAUAAACAUGGCCAUUUGUCCAUUGUUGUUUACUCUUCCCUUUCAGCCUUUCACCCUUCAUCUUCCCUUCCUCAUCACAAAAUAUAGUGCAGUCCCCUGCUGCUUUGUUUGCAAGGGUUGAUGGCUUGUAAUCAGAAGCAUUCUAGUUGUGAAGUCUUUAGAGACUUUCACUGGUCAGUGUACUGUCAUGUUAUGUGUGAAGUUUGAUGCUGAAGAAAGCCUACAGAUUGCCAAAGUGUAAAUGCUCCAAAACCUUCAUUUUACUUCCAGAAAAUGAUACCACAAUGAGAAUUAAAGUUUCCAUGAAUCAAAUUUGCCAAGCAACUGUGUAGAAGUUCCUCAUCCUAGAACUAAUGAUGAUGGUAAAGAAGUUGCCAAUGUCAUGCCAAUGAAAAUUUCAAAAGGGAGAUACUUUCUAGAUGUAUAUGAACACCUAUCUAUAUCUGCAUGUAUAUAUGUUUUUACCUGCAAGGGUUGCAAUGUUGAUUAUGUGUUCAAGAUCAUUCCUGUCUACUGAAUAGAAAGCCCAUGUUCAAAAUUGUUCUUUAUUGGCCGGUUUUAUGGUCAUGUGAUAAUAAUUUGCUCACCUAGCCUAAAAAAGGUUACCCUGGUGAAUGUUUUUAUUUAUAUUUACUAAUCCUUUCUUUCUUUUUUUUUUUUGAAGCUGUCAUAGCCUUAUGUAAUCAGGUUAAGAAAGCUAAGUAGAGUGAAAAUAGCGUGUUAUUUUAGUCCACAUUAUGUUUUCUGUCAAAGAAAAAGAUUCUCAGAUAGUAAUCUUAAAAAUAGAUUUACUACAGUAAAAUAAAACUUUUUAUUCCAGAUAGUGGAAGGAAGGUAUAAGGAAAGACUGUAAUUAUUUAAGGAGAAAGCAAGCAUAUUGUAAGAUGGUCUCCUCAAAUUAGCCUGCCAUGGGAUUUAUAGGCAACAACUAUAUUGGGUUUACUGAGCGGUGCUAGGCUAGAACUCUAGACUUAUAUUUGGGGCAGGAUUUAAUAUUGAUGAGCACUUUUUGUUUGGGUUGUUUCUUUUGGGAGAGAAAAGGGAGGACUCAACUAGAAAUAGCUACUGAUUAUAGACUUUUUUGUAGCAGUUCACACCCUAUGGUACCUUUUUAUUUCGUGGUACCUUUUCACAAAGUAUUACAAAUAAGCUUGAUUAUCCCAUUUUGGGAAUGCAAGUUUGGUACAUUUUUACCAUGACAAUACUUGUGUAAGUAUUGCCUUGUUGGAAAUCAUGGAAACUUUUAAUAUUUCAACCCAAAAUGUGGGAUAUUUAUAUGGCAUUUAACGGUAACAGUGAUGUUUGUUACUCUCUACUUUGCACUUUGUCAGAGUAAUUUUCACCCUGUUUUAAGUGUGAGUAAGCCUCUUUUCAAAAUUAUGUUAUUGCCAGUAAAUUUAUAAAUUACAUACAAUGACAACAUCUGUGAACAGUUAACUUGAUGAGGUAACUAUAUCUCUCUAGUUCACUGGACUCCCUUUUUAAAAUAUGCAGAAUAUUGUGUGCUGUUUAACACAGAAGUUUAUGAAAGAAGCGAAGAGUAUAACUUUGUUCCUUGAAAAGUAAGUGUUUAUUGGGAUACCAUUUGCCUCACAGAGAGGUGUUCCCCACUCUCUCCACCCCCAUUGUUGGGUAAUAAAUGAAAAGUUUAAUUGAAUAAAAAGUCCUAGAGCAAGGAGCUUAGAAUCUUUAGGUAGAUUUCUCUCUGCAGAACUCCUUAAGCAGGCUGCACCAUACAGUUCUCUUAACUGUAAUGCAGAAGUGUUAACUUAGUUUUUGUUGUUUGCUCUUUUGCUUACAUUUUCAAAAUUAUCAUUUAUGCAGCAAGGUGAGUGUUAAUAUUGCAUGAUAUGCAUUUAUCUUGUUCCACGAAUUUUCCAGUACUGUACAAGAUUAACAAACAAUGCCUGUGGUAUCCUCCUCGCUUUUAUACAUGUGAUCUUAUAACUCAGUAGAAUACUGCAAAGACCUUCCAAGUGUUCUUGCUGACUUUCCUUCUUGGGCUAUUUCAGUAUCCUAUGAUUCAUUUGUUGUUUUAUCAUUGACCAGUCAUUGGCCCAUUUUAUUCUAAUUUCCAGAAAACCGUGUCCCAGUAUUAGAUUAUUGCAAAUAACUCUUAUAUAAAACCAAUGUAUGAUUCUGCCUUCCUUACUGGGCAAAUGAUGCCCUUUUGCUCCUCUUUUUAUUUUACAUUUUGGGAUUAGAACAAUCCUUAUGAGGUGUUUUGUUAGUGUGGCAGACUUAUGUAAUUCCUAAAAUUUAUUCCCCAGCCAGUGGGGAGGAAUAGGACAAUACAGUUUUAUCAUGCUAAAUAAGAUUUUCUUUCUUUUUUUUAAAUUUGUAGCGUCAGCUAAAUACCCAUCAUUUAUAUUUAAAUGCUGUCUUUUUUAAAGUUUUGUUUGUAAAUAAGGUAACUGGGCAAUCAAACGUUUACCUUUUGGGGAUCCUGGGUUUAGUAUUUCAUCAGCCAUUUCAAAACUAAAUAUAAAAAUAAGUUCUUUGUAGGAAACUUGCAUUCUGAUUUUUCUUUAUUGCAGUUGAAAGUGUAAAUAAUAAGACAAUGUAAGACCUUCCUGAUGUCUAAUUUAAACUGGGCUAUAGCAAGUUGCCCUAUUUUUAUUAGGUUUUAAAGGUUUUGUGUUUUGUUUUGUUUUUUCUUUUCUAAAUGUACAGUAGACUGGCGUCUGUAUAAGUGUUAACUGUAGUGGGGUUUUGUCCAGCAAGCCUGAAAUUUAUACUUUGAAAUAAACUACUGGGUUUUUAACAUUC